Phyllotreta striolata is the source of this 1380-nucleotide messenger RNA. The record is from the annotation of a GenBank genome assembly. NCBI's taxonomy places the organism in Eukaryota, Metazoa, Arthropoda, Insecta, Coleoptera, Chrysomelidae.
AUAUCCGGAAAAAUGCGUUUUUGUGUUGUGUUUGUGUCGGUGAUUAGUUCCUGCGUUUGUAAUGAAAUUGGCGAUUUUAUCAGCCCCCCGACUACCGUUAAAGCUACAGAGAAUAAUACCGUUUUGUUGCCCUGCUAUUUGAAUACGAUUUCUAAUGAUGAGGCGUAUGCUGUAUCCAUUCGGUGGUAUAAAGAUGAUAAUCUCAUAGCAGAUAGCAGCAAUGAAACACUCACUUUACCCGACAGGCAUUUUCUUUGGAAAAAUGGGUCUUUGGAGAUUUUGAGCGUGCAACCAGAAGAAACUGGGGAGUAUGUUUGUGAAAUUGAACGAUCGGAACCUUGGGGUCCUGUAAGGCAAACUCAUGCCAUAGAAGUUUUGCAUUCACCCUCUGUAGAACCGUUUCCUUCAAACGGAUUCCUGCAAGUAAAACUAGGCGAAGAAGUUAGAAUAUCUUGCAAAGCCGAAGGAGUUCCCUAUCCGAUGAUUACGUGGACAAGUAAGGGAGAGGAAUUAAAGUUAAUUGAUCAUCGGGAAAUUCUGAAAUUCACCGCGUCAGACAGACAAAUGGCCGGGAUCUAUGAGUGUACGGCAGCGAAUGGGGUUGGCGAACCGGCCAAGGCCUCGAUUGAGCUCAACGUCAUAUACCCGCCGGAAAUGGUGACAUCGAGAUCGUGGAUUCACACAGCACCUGGUCAUCGGGUGCAGAUAGACUGCAGAGUUUCGGCGGAUCCGCAGGCGACUGUGACUUGGUUGAAAGGAGAAAUUCCCGUGCAUCUGGAUUCGAGGGUAGUUACUAUCGUGGAGGGGGACAAGCACGCUUUGCUUAUAAAAAAUGUGCAAAGAAGCGACUUUGGUAUUUACACUUGCAGGGCUACAAACGAACUCGGACAGGGAGAACUGGCCAUUCAACUUUCGGGAGUACCGAAUUCUGGUGUAUUUAAACACACAGAAGAUAAAAAUCAAGAUGCUAAAAAUCAUUACACAUUAAUUUGGGAAGUGGAUAGUUAUACGCCGAUAAUCGAAUAUAGUCUUUGGUUUAGAACGUACAAAGGAAGACUAACCCAUCCACCCAAUUGGACUAAAUUAACUAUACCUACUGAACACAGUUCAGGUCCUGUUUAUUCUAAAUCUUAUACUAUCAAAGGAUUGAAGGAGAGGACUGUGUAUGAAGCGUUGUUGGUAUCUAGAAAUAGGUAUGGUUGGAGUAAACCUUCACCAAUAUUGAGGUUUGCUACAGCUGGAGCAGAAUUGAACGAGGACAUGAUUUCAACUGUACAAGUUAAUGUCCAAGAAAAUGUUUUUGCUUAUUCUAGUAGUUCUUCCUCCAACUACAUAACAAUAAUGUAUAUACUUAUUUUCCUAAUAAAACUAUUUGUUUGA